Carassius carassius (crucian carp) is the source of this 6461-nucleotide messenger RNA. Its product is annotated as bromodomain and PHD finger-containing protein 3-like. Gene Ontology annotation, biological process: regulation of transcription by RNA polymerase II. Lineage: Eukaryota; Metazoa; Chordata; Actinopteri; Cypriniformes; Cyprinidae. The transcript is spliced from 13 exons. The record is from RefSeq and is a predicted model, not a curated record. Gene Ontology annotation, molecular function: protein binding. Gene Ontology annotation, cellular component: MOZ/MORF histone acetyltransferase complex. The coding region runs from base 1659 to 5342 and encodes 1227 amino acids.
AUAUAUAUACGUACAUACAAAAGUAUAAUGAAUUGAUGGGGAUGCAUAACGGACACUGUUACUGACUUCGGUUUAACACUUAAAGAAAUAAGCCUUGGUAUUGUGACUUGUUUAUAUAAAGUGACUUGUUUAUCUGGCAAUGGUAACCCAUUUUAAUCUGCCAUAUUUCUGUGUGAAGCUAGGUAUGCUCCUAGAAAAAAAAUUCUGGCGGUGUCUGCUUUUCUGUAAGGACCUUUAUCCAAGUGGGACUUUUAGUGAAGUGGGUGUUAAAAUUACAUAGCAAAAUGAAGCCAGAUAGUUAAAGGGGAGGGAUUUAGAAAUGGUGUGUUAGGGGAAAUUAUUACAUUUUACUGAAUGAUUACAGAGAAAAAACAUUUCUUUUUUGGGAGUAACAUGCAAAACAAUUUUUUUUCACAAGACGAAGAAUGUGUAUUCAGAAAGUACAAAUGGUCCAUUCUAAUUUCAUGUUGACUUUAAGACUUGUGUUUGUUACCUUCAAAUCCUUUGAAAGGUGUGACAGGAUGUUUCGCUUGUGGAAGUGAUUUAUGGUCCAUGACAAAUGGCACCAGCAAGGUUUUGAGUAGAACAUUGGUGUGAGAUUUCCAGGAUCUGACUUAUUUUUCACAUUUUACUGUUCUCUUUGGCUUUAGUACAGUAUUUUGUUUCUUGUAUGUAAUAAUGUAUGCCUUAACUCAACUGUACCAAUAUACCAUGUCUCGAAUAGCCUACAGAAAAUGUUAUUUCCUCUCAUGCAAACUGUGUUCGUCCACCUUGGAUGAGUUUGUGAUCAUAUUUGCUGACAUAAAUGUUAAUGUUUCGUUUAUCUAGUAAUAUGCAGCUCCUCUUCUUCGCUCACUGGCCUAAUGUCUGCACCUCUCCAACCAGUCGAGCUGAAUGCAUUAUCUGACACAGGUCGUGAUGAACUCUGACCACAGCAUGAACUGUGUGGGAAGCACACUGGUAUCUAAACACAUUAAAGUGGCAUAAACUUAAAAGGAGUUAAAUAAACAUUAGCGUAACGCUUUAUUAAAUUAGUCGUUCAGCUGAGAGAGUAGAUGGCCUGCUUUUCUGAAGGGGCGUGUUCUUACCAUCUCGACUGAGAGCUCCGCUCUGCCUCUGUUUCUGGCGAGCUGCUAACUAUCCAGGCAGGCAGCGACGGUUGUAGUAGUCGAAGCUGAAAAUAGCCAGCUAGCUUUGCUUCUCCCGUCUAAAUCUAACUCAGCCUCGACGAUAAGUUAAAAUACUGGACAUGAAUCCAUAUUCAUGAAUGCGCAGAAGAGAUUUCCUGGAGGAAACUAUGGAAGACUGAGAGACGGGAGACAUUUUAUCGGCGAAUUUUUACCGGCUUUUCGGCCAAGCCACCAGCUUAAACUGCCUUCGCAAAAAAGCAUCUGCCUCUCCACGGAAGUCGUGGUUGGAAAAUACGGUAAAUUUUCGGGUUUUGAAUGUGUAUUAUGUUUGACCCCAGUUGAAGUUUUGGGAUCAAUGUCAACGGUCGCUUUGCUCAGCUGGUUGUUUGGAUACCGCACGCGGGGUUUCUGUGCUGGUUACCCGGGCUAGAGCGGCUAACUAGCCCGCCAGCUUUAGCAGCCUCGGCGUUUCGAUCUCUUCAGAGUUUACCGGUCAAGGUACAAAGGGGCAGCGUGGUGUGAGUCCCCAUGAGAAAACCACGACGGAGGGGAGGCCUGCCCGGGGCCCAAAGUGAUGCCGCGGACACAGGUACAGCUGGUAGAGGGGCGUCACAGCCACGCUCGCUCUCUCCCUACCGGCUGAAGGUUUCACCCACCAGAGAAACCCUAACGUACGCCCAGGCUCAGAAGAUUGUGGAGGUGGAUCUGGAUGGAAGACUGCAUCGGAUCAGCAUCUUCGACCCCUUGAUGGUGAUCACUGAAGAUGAAAUGACAGCUCAGGACAUUGCUGAGUGCAAUAGCAACAAAGAGAACAGCGAGCAGUCAUCGGCGACCACCGCUGUCAGCUCCCCGCGACGAUCGGGAGCCCAUAAGGGGAAAAAGAAAGACGUGAAGCAGUUGUCAUCGUCUUCAUCACAGAACCACAGCUCCAACUGUGGACAGUCUCAGAUGAAUUCAAGCGUGAACAGCCACCAUGGCACCUUACCCAAACCCACUUUCAGAGAACAAGAGUCUUAUGAACCAGUCGAGGCGCCUCCUCGCCCUUCUGCAUAUUACCGUUACAUUGAGAAGUCCGGUGAAGAGAUGGAAACGGAUGCAGAGUAUGACAUGGACGAGGAGGACGUGGCCUGGUUGGAGCUGGUAAACGAAAGACGAGCGUUGGAAAGCCAUCCGCAAGUGUCACCCGACACUUUCGAAAUCCUUAUAGAUCGCCUAGAAAAGGAGUCGUUCUUAGAGUUGCGAAGCCAAGCGCCCUCACAGAGUAUCAUUGACGAAGACGCCUUCUGUUGCGUCUGCCUCGACGAUGAAUGUCUCAACAGUAACGUCAUCCUGUUUUGUGACAUCUGCAACCUGGCGGUGCACCAGGAGUGUUACGGCGUUCCCUACAUCCCUGAGGGCCAGUGGCUCUGCCGCUGUUGCCUGCAGUCGCCCUCUCACCCCGUGGACUGCGUGCUUUGCCCAAAUCGGGGCGGAGCGUUUAAACAGACCAGCGACGGGCGAUGGGCACAUGUGGUCUGUGCUAUUUGGAUCCCGGAGGUGUGUUUCGCCAACACAGUUUUCCUUGAGCCCAUCGAGGGCGUAGACAACAUUCCACCUGCUAGGUGGAAGCUAACAUGUUACCUGUGCAAGCAGAAAGGUUGCGGAGCAUCCAUUCAGUGCCACAAGGCCAACUGUUACACGGCUUUCCAUGUAACCUGUGCGCAGAGAGCAGGACUCUUUAUGAAAAUAGAGCCGGUCAGAGAGACUACUGUGAAUGGGACUACGUUUUCAGUGAAAAAGACUGCAUUUUGUGAGGCGCACUCUCCGCCUGCGAAGGACGGGUCGGAUGAUGAAGAGACUGGGGGGAGAGUUUUGGGGUGUCGGGCUAACAGGGGUCGCAGUGCCUACACACAAACGCCACAGCUUAAGAAGCAGAAACGAAGCAAUAAACUGGAUUCUAAGCAGCAGCAGAAGAAAGGAAUGAAAGAAGAGGUGUCAAAGAAAGUCACAACGCCUUUGAUCACUGUCCCAGAAAUACCUACUCACAGAUUGAACAAAAUUUCUAAAGAUGUGAUCAUACAGAAGAAGAAUCAGUUCAUGCAGAGACUUCACAACUAUUGGUUGCUUAAGCGUCAGUCACGCAACGGAGUGCCUCUCAUUCGUCGUUUACAUUCACAUCUGCAGGGUCAGAGAAGUGUAGAACAGGUGGAGCCAGAUGAAAAGCUGAAUGCUGUGAGAGAAGAGCUGAAAUACUGGCAGAAGCUUCGUCACGAUCUGGAGCGAGCACGACUCCUGAUCGAGCUUAUUCGCAAGAGAGAGAAACUGAAGAGAGAUCAGGUAAAGAUUCAGCAAGCUGUGACUGAGCAUCAGUUAACUCCGGUCCUGGUACUGCUGCGAUCCACUUUAGAACAGCUUCAGGAGAAAGAUACUGCAAAAAUAUUUGCAAAGCCUGUCAACUUGAAAGAGGUCCCAGAUUACCUGGAGUUUAUCAUGCACCCCAUGGACUUCUCCACCAUAAAAUCCAAAUUGGAGGCUCACAAAUAUCGCUCCGUCACUGACCUUGAGGCUGAUUUCAACCUCAUGAUCAAUAACUGCCUGCUUUAUAAUGCUAAAGACACUGUGUUUUACCAAGCUGCAAUACGCCUGAGGGACCUAGGGGGCGCUAUCCUGAGGCACGCUCAGAGACAAGCCCAAAACACAGGCUUCAACCUGGACACGGGCAUGCACCUGGCAGAAUCACCACAUAAAAAUGACUACUACCGCUGCACUUUGGAAGAUGUCGACACGCUGCUAGACCCUGAUAAUCGAUUGCACAUGACGACGGAAAACCAGUUGAGGGAGCUGCUAGAUAAAUUAGAUGUGGUGACGUCCAUGCGCUCGAGUGGUGCACGCACACGCCGUAUACGCCUGCUCCGCCGAGAAAUCAACAACAUUCGCUAUAAGCAGCAGUCGCGGAACUCACACAUGCUCAAUGGAGACCUCAAAGAAGAAGACGAGGAGGAGGAUGAAGACAAGAUGGAUGGUGAACAUAACCUGUCGUCAUCAUCAGAUAAAGAUGACUGUAAAUCAACCCCCCCACCCAUGCUGGAACCCACAGGCCUGGCUUUGUCCCCUCCACCAGCAGACACCCACCAAGAACCGCCAACCCUCCGACCCAUGACAUCCGACCCCAGGACAUCCCCAUGCACACCUAAGCGCCUCAAACUCAACAUUGAGAGCCAAGAGGCCUAUUCAGACACCACACCUGUGAACAGCUGCACCAAACCUGAGGACUGCUCGCCCGAGAACAAACUAAUCAAUGGCUUCUCCACCACAGAGUCACCGACCCGGCCUGCCACAGGAGGGGUCGGCCGGCGGACGUCCGUCCUUUUCAGAAAAGCAAAAAAUGGAGCAAAGCUCCAGCGUGAGAGAGACAAUCAGAUGCAGAACGGAAGCAGGGAGGAGGCCAUCAGCACUGACCCAGACCCUGCAUGCACACCCAACUGCACCGCCACCGUCAAGACUGAAACCUCAGCCCAGCCAAAACCUUCAACACCUCCGCCCAUAUCAACCCCGGGAAAACAGAGAGCAAGAAGCCACAGCUGCAGUCCAGAGCGUGAGAGAACACCCCCUCGACUCACUCUAGAGCCUGCUCUCACCAACGGAUUCAGAAAGCACAAAGAUGGCGGCUCUGACUCAGAAUGCAGCUCAUCUCCGACUCUCAGAGAACUUGUCUCGCCCCUUAAAAAGAGCAGAGGGAAACCUGCUUUGUCCAAAGUCCCUUUUUUAGAAACUGUUAACGGAGACUCUGACUACACUGGGACUGAUGUUCUGUCAAAUGGUGAUGUGCCUGAACCUGAACCUCUGGAUUUGGUGUGGGCCAAAAGCAGAGGAUAUCCGUCCUACCCUGCUCUGAUCAUAGAUCCAGACAUGCCUCAGGAGGGUCUUCUGCAUAAUGGAGUUCCCAUCCCUGUGCCUCCGCUUGACGUGCUGCGCCUUGGUGAACAGAGACAAGAAGAAGCCGGCGAGAAACUCUUCCUGGUUCUCUUCUUUGACAACAAACGCACCUGGCAGUGGCUGCCACGAGAUAAAGUGAUCCCUCUUGGCGUUGAUGACACGGCUGAUAAACUGCGUAUGAUGGAGGGCAAGAAAACCAGUAUCCGGAAGUCCGUGCAGGUGGCCUAUGACCGAGCUAUAAUCCACUUGAGCCGAGUUCGAGGAGAUCAUGGUUUUGUCGGCUCCAACUACAUGUAGAACAGAAACGCCAACCACAUCUGUCCUAACGUACCACUCACAUGGGCUUUCUAAGGAGGGCUGAGAGCCAUUUGGUUAGUGCACCAGGUACUAGACCCCUGAUCAUUCAGUUCAGUUUAGUUUAUCCAUGUGUUCAUGACACAACCCUCUCAGUCAUUUCAGAUUCAGGACAGGAAAGUACGGUGGCUUCUACAAAUAAUUUGUUUUUAUGAGGUGUCACUUUACGGUGAUGACGAGUCUAAACCACACAUAGACUCAGUUUUAGCGUUUGGGUAUGUUCAGAGCAAUUAAUUUCUGAAAAAUUUGUUUUAAAUGAAUGAACUUAAAGAAUAUAAACGUUUGAAUGCAUCACUGCCAUUUUCUUAAGAUAGCUUUUUACUUUUUAAAGUUUUAAAAACCACUUCUUGUAUAUUGUAAAGACACUUGUGUAUAUGUUUUUUUUUUAUCAUAUAGUAUCUAAUUUAAUUUUUUUUUUUUCUUGUUUAUUUUGAAAUAAAUUGCCUGGAGGAAUGAAGAAAUGAAGGUUGUGUAUAUACAUGUAAAAAGAUUUUCAGAGGAACGGACUUCCUAUGUAGUGUAUCCUGCUUGUCUUUGAUAGCGGAUGGUGUGAGUGUGUGCAUAUAUAUAUGUACAUUAACGGCAUACAAUUGUAUAUGUACCAACUCACGGUUGUCUGUGGUUAAAUAUAUAUUCUCAUUUUUGAUACAGAAAAGUAAUUUAUUUAUGGAUCGUAAAGAGAUAAAGGAAUUAAAUUAUAUUGGUUCAAGAUGGAAAGAAGAUCUCUUAUUUAAGAUGGUAAACUAUUGCAUAGGCUUUUGAGAUCUAACUUCACAUGUUCUUUCAGAUCCUGGUUCAGUUCUUUUUAAGGUUUCACGGUGAAAUGUUUGAAGGAUGGUGAUGACGACAUGUUGUACACCUGUUGUUAUUCCCUUUUCACCAUCAAGCACAGAACCUUGUAUUUAUUGUAGAAAGUUGUGGAGCUUUUGAUCACCGUUUAUAAGAUGGAACCUCUAAGAAAUUUUAAGCUUGUACAAACAGCAGAUUUUACCUACCCACCAAAUAACCAGUCUCAAACAGUAUUUUCUCAUACGGGGAAAUAAAUGUUCUAUUGAAACUCUA